This is a messenger RNA of Ctenocephalides felis (cat flea), 315 nucleotides long. Its product is annotated as endocuticle structural glycoprotein ABD-5-like. Gene Ontology annotation, cellular component: chitin-based extracellular matrix. Bases 1 to 315 code for a protein of 104 amino acids. Gene Ontology annotation, molecular function: structural constituent of chitin-based larval cuticle. The record is from RefSeq and is a predicted model, not a curated record. NCBI's taxonomy places the organism in Eukaryota, Metazoa, Arthropoda, Insecta, Siphonaptera, Pulicidae. The transcript has 2 exons.
AUGAAAAUGAUCAUUGUCCUCGCCGCCCUCGUGGCCCUCGUCGCUUCAGCCCCCCAACAUGGCAAAGACGCCACCGUGACUCGUUACGAAUUCGACAAUUUGGGAACAGAUGGAUACAAAUUCGCAGUUGACACCAGUGAUGGAACCAGUCGUCAAGAACAAGCUGAACUUAAGAAUGUUGGAACCGAAAACGAAGCCCUCAGUGUCCGUGGAUCAUACACCUUUGUAGGAGAUGAUGGUCAACAAUACACUGUCAACUUUGUUGCCGAUGAGAACGGUUACCAAGCUGAAGGUGCUCAUUUACCAAGGGCUUAA